AUGCUCUCCUCCGUGAUCUUCCUCUCACUUAUCGCUGCUCCUGCCCUUAUUUCCGCUAAGGGCUUGAUCACCAUUACCAUGAAGCCGCAAGGUGACAGGCCAUUCGAAUCUCACCUCGAGAUUGGCGGCAAAGGUCUUUGGGGCGUCCCGAAACAUAAACUCAUUUUCGAGGUGGUCGGCAAGAAAUCCUUCCUGCUCGCUGAAGCGGACAACGACAAAAGGCCAUCGGACGGGAGCUGGUUGGCGGGUGAAGGCUCCUUCGACGUCCAUGCAGACGGUAGUCAAGUGACACGGGUACGUAUCGCAUGUUCAACCCCCAUUGACCUCUGA
Molecule: messenger RNA, 330 nt
Organism: Dioszegia hungarica
Lineage: Eukaryota; Fungi; Basidiomycota; Tremellomycetes; Tremellales; Bulleribasidiaceae
Exons: 1
Coding region: 1-330 (109 amino acids)
Source: RefSeq, a predicted model, not a curated record